CCGCUAUGGCUGCGCUGCGGAGGCUCCUGUGGCCGCCGCCUCGGCUCCCGCCUCCGCCCUCCCCUCACCAUCCCUUGCCUGGGCCGUGGGGGCGGCCUGUGUGCACGGCCCCGGGCCCGCCUGGCCGGCCCUUCUCCUGCCGGGAGGAGGAGGACGGGGCUGUGGCGGAGGCUGCUUGGAGGCGGCGGCGGCGCUGGGGGGAGCUGAGCAUCGCAGCGGCUGCCGGCGGGGGUCUGGUGGGCCUCGUGUGCUACCAGCUGUAUGGGGACCCCAGGGCCGACGCCGCGCCGGUGCCCACCCUCGGGCGCUCCUCCGAGAGUGAGGACGUAGAGCCGGAGGACCCGCCCCGCGGCCGGGGGCUGCUUCCCAUCCCGGUUGCUGCGGCCAAGGAGACGGCUGCUGUUGGCAGAACAGACGUUGAAGACUUGGACCUCUAUGCUACAUCUCGGGAAAGGCGAUUUCGUUUGUUUGCUUCUAUAGAAUGUGAAGGGCAGUUAUUCAUGUCUCCAUAUGAUUUCAUUUUGGCUGUUACAACAGAUGAGCCCAAAUUUGCUAAAACGUGGAAGUCACUUUCCAAACAGGAAUUAAAUCAAAUGCUCUCAGAAACACCACCAGUUUGGAAAGGAUCAUCAAAGCUGUUUCGAAAUCUUAAAGAAAGAGGUGUGAUUUCUUACACAGAAUAUCUUUUUCUUUUAUGUAUUUUAACAAAGCCACAUGCAGGCUUUAGAAUAGCUUUCAACAUGUUUGACACUGAUGGCAAUGAGAUGGUAGAUAAAAAGGAGUUUUUGGUGCUUCAAGAGAUAUUCAGGAAAAAAAAUGAAAAGAGAGAAACUAAAGGAGAUGAAGAAAAGCGUGCAAUGCUGCGUCUUCAACUUUAUGGAUACCAUUCACCUACUAAUAGUGUACUUAAAACAGAUGCUGAGGAACUUGUCUCCAGAAGCUAUUGGGAUACACUGAGACGUAACACAAGCCAAGCGCUCUUUUCAGACCUCGCAGAGCGUGCUGAUGACAUUACAAGUUUAGUAACAGAUACUACACUUCUUGUACACUUUUUUGGAAAAAAAGGAAAAGCUGAGCUCAACUUUGAAGAUUUUUAUAGAUUCAUGGAUAACCUCCAAACAGAAGUUCUAGAAAUAGAAUUCCUUUCCUACUCGAAUGGGAUGAAUACUAUCAGCGAAGAAGAUUUUGCUCAUAUUCUUUUACGAUAUACAAAUGUGGAAAAUACAUCAGUAUUUUUGGAAAAUGUGCGUUACAGUAUACCUGAAGAAAAGGGCAUCACAUUUGAUGAAUUCAGGUCAUUUUUCCAGUUUUUGAACAACCUGGAAGACUUUGCAAUAGCCUUGAAUAUGUAUAACUUUGCGAGUCGUUCUAUAGGGCAAGAUGAAUUUAAGCGUGCCGUCUAUGUAGCUACUGGCCUCAAACUUUCACCACAUUUAGUGAACACAGUCUUCAAGAUUUUUGACGUUGACAAAGAUGAUCAAUUAAGUUAUAAAGAAUUUAUUGGAAUUAUGAAAGACAGACUCCAUAGAGGAUUCCGGGGUUAUAAAACAGUUCAGAAGUAUCCCACUUUCAAAUCCUGUCUGAAGAAGGAACUCCAUAGCAGAUAAGUACUUGUAAAGCAAACUUUAGAGGAUUAUUAUCUACAUGACAAACGCAAGAAGCAAAAAUUUCAGAGAACAGAAGCAGGUCUGAGAUCAGAACUUGUAGAAAUGAAGGAAAAGGUGAAACACUAUAUUUUUUUUUCUUGAACUGAAUUCUUGAAUGUAAGACAGAUAAAAUGCAUCUUCUUACUAGCUACAAAAGUUAUGUUUUAUCAGGUUAAGCUUUUGCCUUGAUUUACUGAACUCUGCACUUCUUCAUUCCUUUCAGAAGUAUAUCGAUACCUCCAAUGACUAUAUAAGAAUGUAUUUUAAAUAUUUUAAAAAUUUUAUUAGAAAUUUGCCUAACUUCGAAUUAAUGUAUGGCUCCUGGAAUGUAGAUCACUUAAAAAUGAAGAACGACAUGUUUUCUUUGGUUUUAGACUGUGAACUUACUUUAAGAAAAUGGAUAUUCCCUAAGAUUUAUUUAUCUUAGGGCCCUAGAAUUGUCGAUAAAUCUCUAUUAUCUGGUUUUUAAUUAUAUUGAAAUUGUUUUGAAAAAGAAGCUACUAUACAACACGAUGGUUUACAUUAUACUUUUAAAAGUACAUAACUUACAUUGUUUGAAUCACAUAAAGUGUUUUUAAAGCUGUGUUCAUUUACCAAAGUCAACAGAAUGUCUGGUAUUCUUUUAUGUAUACAGAAAUUUAAAAUGUAGAGUUGUUUGUCUCAAAAAAUGUCACAUAUUGAUGGUAAAAUCGUGGUAGUUGUUGCAGCAGUCAUUCUCAUUGUCAUUGUUUUAACACGAUGCUGCUCCUGAUUGCAGAUGGUAUAUGUUAAUAAUACCAGUCACAAUAAUAUCUUAGCACUCUGUAACUUACUGCAUAGUGUUAGUAAAUGUUUAUAGCAUCAAAAUGAACACUAUAACAGACUACUACAAAAUGGUUUAGAAGAAUGAUGUAAAUAUUAGGUAGAAGUUAAUAUUUUGUUUCUUGCAAAAGGACCACAUGCAAAAGUGAUGCCAAACAGCCAAUCAUAAUAAUUUAAAUAUAAUUUAGUAUUUCAAAAUAAUACGUCUUAAAAGAGAAAAAAAACUUUGUUUUGAAAAACAAAAUUAGAUUAGAUUUUCACAUGGAGAAAAUAACAUCGUAGUACCUAAUGGUUAAGUCUGUUCAACUAAAAAAGUUACUUUAUAAAAGGAUACUGUAUAAAAGUAAAACAGUGAAUUUAAUAUAUUAAUGUAUUGUAUGUGGAAGAUAUAUUCAUUUAUCUUCUUUUCCAAGAUGUAUUUAAUGUAAAUUGCACACACUCCAACUAUUACCUUGCUUUUGCAUAUGAAAAUAGGAAAUACUGACUUUGUUUUUAUAAGUUAUUAAAUGUGAAAUUGCUAGCUGUGCAUCAGCCUAUUUAUAAAAGUAAUGUUAUUUCCAAGAAAAUGUUUUUAUUAGCAUUGACUAUGUAUUUGACUUUUUACAUUCUUUAUCUGAUUAUUAUUUAUUACAUUGAUAUAGAAAUAUAUGAUUCAAAAUUUGAAGAUUCCAUACAGUAUAAUAAUUUAAUUUCACCUGUUUUCAAGGUUGAUUCAAUUGAUUGACGAAAUGAAAAUGCCUACCAACUCAUUUAACAUACCCCAAGCCUAUUGUACCAUACACUGAAUGUUCUCUUGAAAAAAUGCAAUUUACUUUUAUCUUUGACUAUAAGUUAUAUUAUCUUGCACACAUGAAAAAAAAUUGCCAUUUAGAACAGUCCUAUAGAUGUACAUUAAAAGCUGAAUUAGCUCAUUAAAAUUAUUUAUAAUUCUGCCAUUCUCCCGAGGAAUACUACAUGUGCAAUCUUUAUUCCUUAUUAUUAGAGUAAAUGGGUCGUCAUCUGUUUGUAGGACUGCAGCAUAAUAUUGAAAUCAGAAUAAAUAAAAUCUUCUAGUCAAUUAAAAUGGAAAAGAGUAGUAAAUUACAGUGAUUCCUACACACUCUCACUCUUGAACUUUAUCCUCUAUAAAAUGAGAAGUACAAAUAAUGCACUGGAUUGUUGUUUACAUCAAUUGAAAAAAUUUUAAAUGCAUUAAAAUAAUGUACUAUAUACAUGUAUGCUAUUAUAUUAUUCUCUUUGUAUUUCUUCUACAAACUAUUCUUUAGAAAGAUAAAGCUAUACAUAAAACUUUAGUUAUCAUACUCUUUACAGAGAGUCUACAUGAUAAAAGGUUUGUGAUACUUCUCAGUAUCGUUUCAUAUUAAGAAAUUUAUUUAACCAAAAUUCCAGUUUAUUGUUCUUUUUGUAAAAUAUAAUUAUAAAGCAACCUGUCUAGCAUUCUUACAUUAUCUUAAAAUAAAUAUACCUGCUCUGAAUCAAGAAA
Hipposideros armiger (great roundleaf bat) is the source of this 3930-nucleotide messenger RNA. RefSeq names its product mitochondrial calcium uptake 3 (gene MICU3). The transcript is spliced from 15 exons. Gene Ontology annotation, molecular function: calcium ion binding. The record is from RefSeq and is a predicted model, not a curated record. Gene Ontology annotation, biological process: mitochondrial calcium ion homeostasis; calcium import into the mitochondrion. Lineage: Eukaryota; Metazoa; Chordata; Mammalia; Chiroptera; Hipposideridae. Gene Ontology annotation, cellular component: uniplex complex. Bases 6 to 1607 code for a protein of 533 amino acids.